Molecule: messenger RNA, 1751 nt
Organism: Ricinus communis (castor bean)
Lineage: Eukaryota; Viridiplantae; Streptophyta; Magnoliopsida; Malpighiales; Euphorbiaceae
Exons: 4
Coding region: 577-1614 (345 amino acids)
Source: RefSeq, a predicted model, not a curated record
UUAAACGAUAAAACAAACAAGUGAAACUGUUUUUUGUUUUUCUUUUUCCUUCUUUCUCUCUUUUGGUUCCUUUUAUUUGUGGGUUUGUCUUGAUUUGUAUGCGAUCGCUUUCUCUUUAAAUUAUGUUCUUGAUCUUUAAUAUCAAAUUUGUAUUAUUAUCUGCUGUUCUUGAUUUUACAUGCAUUAUUUCAGUUUGCCUUCUUCUUGUAUGUUCUCUUUGUUUUUUGCCUUUCUUGUUCUUUAAAUAGAUUUUAGUUGGUGAUUCCUGCACGAUUCUUGAUCAUUAUCCACUCUUAUAAAACCUUGUAGGACAAGUUAAUGUAAUACAAGAUAGUUAAACGUCUGGAGUUUUAUUUUUCUUGAUUGCGUUUGCUUAAUUCUCCAGUACUCUUAGGAUGGGCACAGUUAAUAACUGGUGCAUGAUUACUGGUUUAUCUGUGUAGAUAUCUUACAGAAUAAUUGUUAAAUUACGUCAUACCAGAUUAUCUUUUGUGAGUUCAUGGAGGGUACUUUCUGCUUUUGGCUCAUAAUGCUUUGAGUCUAGAUUAAUGCCGCAAUAGAGGACUGGAUGUGGCAAUGGUGAGUAUAAGAAGACGCAAACUUAAAGGACGAUGCAAUGGAAGAAAUUCCUCCUUGGUUUCACUUCUUAGCAUUCCAAAUGGCAAUGUUUUUGAUAAUCCUGGACAGAGUCGCAGGCCUUCCAGUGUACAUUAUGUUCCUUCAGUUCCUCUCAACCAACCAGUUGAAGUCAAGGAAAGAACGGACACGAUAGCAAGUCGACCUGCUAAGAGACAGAAAAUACAUGCUCAAAUAGAUCCACCUGUUAAGAGACAGAAGAUUCAUGCCCAAAUAGAUCCAGAGAAUCCCAUGGAAGUGCAUGCCUAUUUGAUGAAGCUGAAGGAAGAUAAGAAAUUGGAGCUAGUACCAUCACAAAGAAGUGAAGAGAUGUCAGUGAAAGAAUGGAUGGAAAAAUGUUUUCCCUAUAUUUUCAGAGUGUUUCCACAAAGUCCGAAGGUGUUCUUGCAGUUUUCUGAUGAAUCAAAGCAAAAGGAAUUCUUGUAUUCCCACUACUGGCUUUUCCUCUUUGAGGUGAGGAAUAUAGUUUUAAUGGACUAUCGUGUCUCGCCAGACUAUGUAGAGUCAUUGGGUAAAGUUAUCAAAACUUUGGAGAUGCAAGGCUUUGAUUGUAGAUUCAUGAGGUCAGAAAUGCUAGUGGUAGGGUACAUGAUGAAAAAACGGCAAGAAAUUACGUUGGCAGAACGGAACAUGAUUGCCAAAAGAACUAUAAAUUUAGAGAAAGAACUGCAAGAUUUGACAAGAAAGAAGGGAAAUGAAGCAGAAUUCAGUAGCAGAGGAAAGGAAACUGAGGACAUAAAACUGGACAUUGAAAUGCUCCAGAAGCAAAUGGAUAAAAUGCAAGAAGACAAACAUAAAGGGGAAGGAGAGCCAAAUAAGCUUCCAUAUGCUUCAUUAGAAGAAGAGUAUGUUGAAGUAAUACUAGAUCGCCAUAAGAAGAUGCUAGCCUGCAAGGAAGAGGAAGGAAAAAGACUUGAUCAAGUUUUAGACAAAAUAAGCCAACUGCAUCAGAAUAAAUCAGCUUUAUCUAAGUUUUGAAUUCUUCAUAAUCGCAUGACAAAUUUUAUCUUCUGUUCUUUUUAAUCUCUUCUUUUUGGUUACAGUGUAGCAACUUCUUUAUUUUUCUUAUUUCUCUACUAAUGUUAUUAUAGCUGCCUUGUAAAGUUGCUUUUUCA